Messenger RNA from Podospora anserina S mat+, 1437 nucleotides. RefSeq lists its product as uncharacterized. Lineage: Eukaryota; Fungi; Ascomycota; Sordariomycetes; Sordariales; Podosporaceae. The annotation marks the transcript as partial. The record is from RefSeq and is a predicted model, not a curated record. The transcript has a single exon.
AUGUCGUUUCGAUUUAUCGCCUCCCACAGGCAGGGAGGCACCAACAACACUCCGGGCGGGAGAAAUAUGCCCCCCUCCUCCUCCGGGGCUGGGGCUAGGAUCACGGGCGGCAGCAAUGUUGGCUCCAGCAGCAGCAGCAGCUUUAGAAACAACCCCCCUGGUCACUCCGCUGCUGCACCGAAUCUCCAGAGCAUAGAGUUUGCCAGAUGGAUCUUUGAGCAGCAGCGGACUGUGGAGAUGGGGGUCAGGAAUGAGCAGUGGUCGUCGUCCUCGUCGUCGCCGCCCGUUAUUGUUAUUAGCGAUGACGAAGAGGGUGGCGGCGGCGGUGGUGGUGGUGGUCGGCGGUCCAGUCGGUCGAUUCGGUCUGUCAGGAGAAGCGGCAUGGCUGUCAAACGGCGAAUCGACCUUGUUGAUGGUGCUGAUGGUGAUACCAUCGUUGCCCACCCCCCCGGCGUUGGUGUCAACAGGGGCUUUGAAAUCAUCGACCUCACCAGCCCCUCUCCCCCCCCUCCCCCUCGUGCCCCAAAAACGCAGCGCACUACCACCACCCGGUAUCAGGACCGAAACAAGCCAAAAGAAGAAACGGGUGAUGAUUUGAGGUGGGAGAUUCAUGCCCUGCUGGGGGAGCGAUAUUCCCCACCCCGUCGUCCCCAGCCUCGUCCCCAACCUCGUCCCCCUGCUCCGGUGGUUGAACCCUCUCCCUCUCCCUCUCCCUCUCCCUCCCCGAGUUCCGAACCGCAAAAACCAAAGCACCUCCAAACCCUCCCCCUAGAAAUCCUAACCAAAAUCUACCGCCACCUCCUCGUCUCCCCCAAACCCAUCCCCGUCAAAGACCUCUUCCAAGAAGUCAUCCGCGCCCCCCCCCGCCGCACCCGCACUCGCAAUCUUCCCACCCCCCGACGCGCCGUACUGGCGAUGGGGGAGGAGCCCGAACGGGAGUUCUCAAUCGAAAUCGGAAUCCUCCUAGUCAACAAACAAAGCUUUGCCCAGGGCAUACAAAUCCUCUACGGGGAGAACACCUUCAGCUAUCUCCUCCGCGACCCAAGCGCUGCCCGCACAGGUGGAGCGGCAAGAAGCCGAAGAGACGGGCAGAGAAACAGGAUUGACUGGUCCCGUUACGGGGGCUUGGUAAGACAGGUGGAGAUUGAGAUGGAGCGGAACCGGACGGGGGGGGAGUAUGCUAAUCUUUUGAGGCGUGCGCUCGAGAAACUGAGGGGGGUGAGGUUGAGGGAGUUGGUUUUGAGGCUUAGUCCUUUGUAUGAAAGGGAGGGGGAAGGGAGGCAUCUGAGUGUGGUAAGUUUGUUUGGACGGAACGCGCCGGUUAUGAGGGCGUUGAGGGGGGUGGAGGUGGAUUUUUUGAGGGUGGGGGUUAAUGUGAACAGUCAUUUGAAUGACGGGGAGGAGGAGGGUCCCAACGCAAUGCGUGAAACUUGCUAC